AUGGAGCGGAACGCACGGGGGGCGCGCGAGGAGCGGGAAAGGGCGGAGAAGGAGGAAGCGGACGCGGCCAAGGCGGCGCAAGAGGAUGCCGACGCAGCGGCCAAGGCGGAUGCGGCCGCCAAGGCGCAAGCAGAGGAGGCGGCCCGUGGCCGAACCCCGCAACUCAUCAUCCCACUGCGCUCCGCACCACCGGCGCCAGAGACCCAUGCGCCGACUGGGGGAGCCGGCGACGACCAGCCGGUCAUGGAAAGGGGAGGGAGCGAGCCCGUCGUCAUGGAGGCGGAGGCGACCCCGCCCCUGUCGACCGUCAACGCUCAGGCCAAUCGGCCUGAGGUGCCGCAGGCGCCGCCAACUGGUGGUGAGCUGAUGGUGGGGGCGCCCCCGGCGGUGCGUAGUCCGGUGAGCCGUCGCGCAGAGAAGGCGGCUUCACCACCACGGCCGCAAGAGUUCAGGGCUGCGAGCUCGUCAGCCCCUGACGCAAAGGCCACCAGCCGCGCCCCGCUAGAAUGGACGCAUGGGGGUGGCAUGGCCGUCUUGAAUACAGCCGCGCAAGAUGUCCGGGCCCUGCUCCAAGCCCAGGGCGCCGCCCUUCAGGAGUAUACGAAGGCGUUCGUAGCGACGCGAACUGCCGUCCGGGAACUGGGUGAAGCCCGAACCGCGCUACAUGCCAAGGAGGCGGAGUGUAGCAAGGCGGCUGAGGAGCGUGACCGCCUGGCCAAGGAGUUGGCUGACCAAGCGGACCGUCACAAGGCGGCCCUUCAGAAGGCGAAGGACAAUGAGACCGGCCUCCUGGCCGAGUUUGAGACUGAGCGCUCGAACUGGGGUGAGGAGAAGAAGGCUCUAACUGGCGGCUAUAGUGAAAUUGAGGACAGGAUCGAUGAGUUCUUUCCUGGCUACUCCGUGGCCGCCGGCCAGGCCAUCGAGGCGCGCCGCGACGAGCGAAGGGGUGAAGGCAUGGAAAUCGUGCCCAACGCACCCCAGACCCUCAACGAGCAGCUUCUCGCCAUCCAGUCACGCCUUCAGCCGGCUCAUCCAAUGUUGCGCCGUCUGAAGUCGAAGCCCAGGUGCUGUCCGCCCUCUGGCCCGAAGCCAACAUUCCAGGAAGCUACCGGGGAGUUGGCGGCGGUGGCAGCUAAGCUCACUCAGCGUGCAGCGGGGAUCGUCGAGUACACCAACACCGACAACUUCAUCCCUGAACUGGACGAGGAGGGUGCCGAACUGCCGGCCAACUGGUUCAGGCUGAACCCGGCUGAUGGCGAAGACUCGAUGGAGGAGAUUGCCUCCAGCGACGAAGGCGAAGGCGAGGAGAGCGAGGAUGGCGAAGACGACGCGCCGGAGGGUGGAGCGGACGGCCAACCUCAGCUCGAUCGUGCCUCGAGUAGCGAGCCGCGUGCGGAUGUGUCGGCUGCUGCCGGAGGCGACCAAGCCAAGAUUCACCAACCGGCCACUCCACCAGCCGGCGCCGCCGACUCCACUAGCCUGCCAGACCCGCCUGCUGCUCCUCUAGCCUAG
This is a messenger RNA of Aegilops tauschii subsp. strangulata, 1512 nucleotides long. Lineage: Eukaryota; Viridiplantae; Streptophyta; Magnoliopsida; Poales; Poaceae. The record is from RefSeq and is a predicted model, not a curated record.